Lepus europaeus (European hare) is the source of this 1334-nucleotide messenger RNA. RefSeq names its product RLA class I histocompatibility antigen, alpha chain 11/11-like. Gene Ontology annotation, cellular component: external side of plasma membrane. Bases 51 to 1064 code for a protein of 337 amino acids. Gene Ontology annotation, biological process: antigen processing and presentation of endogenous peptide antigen via MHC class I via ER pathway, TAP-independent; positive regulation of T cell mediated cytotoxicity; immune response. The record is from RefSeq and is a predicted model, not a curated record. Gene Ontology annotation, molecular function: signaling receptor binding; peptide antigen binding. Lineage: Eukaryota; Metazoa; Chordata; Mammalia; Lagomorpha; Leporidae. The transcript has 8 exons.
UGAAAUCCCCGAGCCGCGACGGUGACUGUCUCUACCAGGAGGAUGGGACCAUGGAGUCCGGGGCCCUGCUCCUGCUGCUCGCGGGGUCCCUGGCCCUGACCGAGACCCGGACAGGCUCGCACUCCCUGACUUAUUUCUACACCUCGGUGUCCCGGCCCGGCCUGGGGGUGCCGCACUUCAUCGCCGUGGGCUACGUGGACGACACGCAGUUCAUGCGCUUCGACAGCGACGCCGCGAGUUUGAAGGCCGAGCCGCGGGCGCCGUGGAUGCAGCAGGUGGAGCCGGGGUACUGGGACCGGCAGACCUUGCGUGCCAAGAACACCGAGCUUUUUUUCCGAGUAAACCUGCAGACCCUGGGCGGCUACUACAACCACAGCGGGUCUCACACCCUCCAGUGGAUGUACGGCUGCGAGGUCGGGGCGGACGGGCGCUUCCUCCGCGGGUAUGAGAAGUUCGCCUACGAUGGCGCCGACUACAUCACCCUGAACGAGGACCUGCGCUCCUGGACCGCGGCGGACACAGCAGCGCAGAUCUCCAAGCGCAAAUCCGAGGAAGCCAGCGAGGCGGAGCGCCACAGGGCCUACCUGGAGGGGGAGUGCGUGGAGUGGCUGAGCAGAUACCUGCAGGACGGGAAGGAGACGCUGCAGCGCGCAGACCCGCCCAAAGCCCACGUGACCCACCACCCCGCCUCUCACCGGGAAGCCACCCUGAGGUGCUGGGCCCUGGGCUUCUACCCCGCGGAGAUCUCACUGACCUGGCAGCGGGAUGGAGUGGACCAGACCCAAUACGUGGAGCUCGUGGAGACCAGGCCUGGGGGCGACGGAACCUUCCAGAAGUGGGCGGCUGUGGUGGUGCCUUCUGGGGAGGAGCAGAGAUACACGUGCCGUGUGCAGCACGAGGGGCUGCCCGAGCCCCUCACCCUGAGAUGGGAGCCUCCUGCUCAGCCCACUGUGCUCACAGUGGGAAUUGUUGUUGGAGUUCUUGGAGUUCUUCUGAUCCUGGGAGCUGUGGUCGCUGUUGUGAGGAGGAGGAAGCUCAGCUCAGAUAGGAAAGGAGGGAGAUAGGCUCCGGCUGCAGGUGGCCACAGGGACCAGGGCUCUGAUGAUUCUCUCCUGGCUGUGAAAGCGUGAGGCCAUGGCCUGUGUGGGACUGAGCGAUGCAGAUUCGUGCAGGCCCCGUCUUUGUCCUCAGAGCCCGGCUCACCUUGAGCGCAUCAGCUCCAGGCCCGCCCUGCCCGUGUGGGCGUCUCCGUCCUGUCUCAGAUCCCCAUGCACUGCGCUGCAGCUCCUUCCCCAUUCAGUCUGAAUAACGAUUUAUUUUUCCAGUUCUUGUCA